AGUUACAACGAGACAACAAGUGGUGAGUUACAACAAGACAACAAGUGGUGAGUUACAACGAGACAACAAGUGGUGAGUUACAACAAGACAACAAGUGUUGAGUUACAGUUAAGAAGUUGUGAUUGCACCUGUGAUUUCUGUCUUUUUGGGUUUCAUCAGCUGGCCCAUCAUGGACAGAAUGUCUUGUCCUCCCUGUGUUGGAGACACACCUCAACAAUACUCAAACAUACACAAUUAAUUUCACAAAUUCCUCAGUAAAUUCACCAAAAACGUCACCGUGGAUUUAUUGAGUCUGUUUAGCUGAUUGGAGAGCGAGCUUGCGCAGCCAGUGGGUCCAUGACCAUGACUUCUGUUUUGUCUGGUCAGCCGUUUUACUGCCGUGUUCCAGACACCGCUUGGAAACAAUUAAGUGUCACGGCAGUGAGUCCAUGGUCCGAGCAGAAAGCACCCCUAAACGAGGCGACCGCUCGUCAACAUGGCUGACGGCCAGACUGAAACUUUGAAUUUCAACGUUGGAGUUCUGGGACAUGUCGACAGCGGCAAGACGUCGCUGGCUCGGGCGCUGAGCAGCACCGCCUCCACCGCGGCCUUCGACAAGAACCCUCAGUCCCGCGAGAGAGGCAUCACCCUGGACCUCGGCUUCUCCUCCUUCACCGUGGACCUUCCGGGUCACCUGCGGGACAAGGAGGGCCAUCAGCCCUAUGACAGCCUGCAGUUCACCCUGGUAGACUGCCCGGGACAUGCCUCUCUCAUUCGGACUAUUAUUGGCGGGGCCCAGAUCAUCGACCUGAUGAUGCUGGUGGUGGACGUGGUGAAAGGAGUGCAGACUCAGACUGCCGAGUGUCUCCUGAUUGGACAGCUGACCUGUCCCCGCAUGGUGGUCGUGCUGAACAAGACAGACCUUCUGCCAGCCAGCAAGAGGCAGACUGCCAUUGAGAGGAUGACCAAGAGACUCCACAAAACCCUGGAGAACACCAGAUUUAAGGACUGUCCGGUGAUUGCAGUGGCAGCCAAGCCUGGAGGCCCCGAAGCUCCUGAUGCAGAGGAACCGCAGGGGGUGUCAGAGUUGAUUGAGCUAUUAAAAGAGCAAACAUAUCUCCCACAAAGAGACCCUGGAGGCGACCUGCUGAUGGCCGUGGACCACUGCUUCUCCAUCCGUGGCCAAGGAACCAUCAUGACCGGGACCAUCCUGCAGGGGUCGCUGGCCAUCAACGACACUGUGGAAAUCCCAGCUCUAAAAGUGAGCAAGAAGGUAAAGUCGAUACAGAUGUUUCGGAAGCCGGUCUCUGGGGCCAUGCAGGGAGACCGCGUGGGUGUGUGCGUGACCCAGUUUGACCCCAAGCUGCUGGAGCGGGGCGUCGUGUGCACCCCAGGCUCCCUGCGCACCCUCUACGCCGCCGUCAUCUCGGCCAGAAAGAUCGGCUACUUCAAGGGCUCGCUCUGCACGCGGGCCAAAUUCCACAUCACCGUGGGACACGAGACCGUCAUGGCAAGGGUGACCUUCUUCGGCCUCCCCGAGCGUUGUCCGGACACACCCGACCUACAGCCGUGCUCGCUGGAAACGGCCUUCUCCUUCGACAGGGAGUACCUCUACCAGGAAGACUACAUCGCCGGCCAGGGAGAGCCUAGUCCGGCGCCCGAUCCGGAGCAGUGGGCCUUGCUGGAGUUUGAGCGUCCGGUUACGUGCCCCUUACUCUGCCUGGUGAUUGGCUCCAAGCUGGACAGCGACAUCCAUGCGAACGCUUGCCGCUUGGCCUUCCAAGGACGUCUGCUGCACGCCUUUGAAGAUAAAUGCUACGCUGAGAGCAGCCUGCCUGGCCUGCUCAUCUACAAGACCAAACACAAGGAGGGACAAGUGGAGCGGGUGACCGACGACUACACUGUGAUUGGCCGAAGCCUCUUCAAGAAGGAAACCAACCUGCAGAUCUUUGUGGGCUUGAAGGUCACGCUGUCAACCGGCGAAUCCGGCGUCAUUGAGGGUGGAUUUGGUCAAAGUGGGAAGUUCAAAAUCCGGGUGCAAGAGGGUCUUCGCCCGGAACCAAGCGGUUGCUGUCCUCGUCUGGCAAGAAAAAGGGGAAGGGGGGCGGCAGAGACGCUGCCAACGAAGAGGAGCCCAAAGCGGACGCACCUCACGUUAGCAUUCACUUGAAUUUCAAGCGCUACGUCUUUGACCCCCACAAGAAGAUGGUUCAGUUGUGAUUUGAGUACGGUUCCCUCGGAGAUCUCCGCAGCGUUCGCUUUCCGAGGGGAACGUGAGAAAUGAUAUCGAAUGAUGUAACCGCAAACACAAUGUUUUAUUUGCGAUGAACUCAAUUUACCUUCUCUCCAUAAUUCGCUGAAAUCAGAUGAGCCAAUAAUGGAGCGUUUCCAUCUGCAUCUUCUAAGUUGCAUUAUAAAAACAAUCAUGUUCUUAUCUCUUUCUUGCCGGCGCUGGUUUCAAAGGUCACGUUUGUUAUUUCCAUGGCGCACUCUAGUUUUUUUUCAACCUCAUUUCUUGUAAUGACAGCAGAUGAAAGGUUUUGGUCCCCAAAAUGUUAAUUAUGUCAGAUUUAAAAUAAAACAAAUCUAAUCUGAAGCUCCCUUUGCUGUUCAUUUUUUUUCCGCAUCCGUGCUUCAGCUGUGCUUUAUUGACCGAGAGUAAAUACGAUUUUACGGAAUGUUUUCAUAACUCAAAAUAUACAAAAUAAACCGUUUGAAUCACGCUGACUCAUACAGAAAUGAGAUUGAACAGCAGUUAGUAGAAGACACAUAAUAAUAAUAAAAAUGUUUUUGUUUUGUGAAAUUAUUCUUGGUGAUUAUUCACACA
This is a messenger RNA of Entelurus aequoreus (snake pipefish), 2806 nucleotides long. It is a transcript of the gene eefsec, whose product is annotated as eukaryotic elongation factor, selenocysteine-tRNA-specific. Gene Ontology annotation, biological process: selenocysteine incorporation. Bases 476 to 2149 code for a protein of 557 amino acids. The transcript has 9 exons. NCBI's taxonomy places the organism in Eukaryota, Metazoa, Chordata, Actinopteri, Syngnathiformes, Syngnathidae. Gene Ontology annotation, molecular function: GTPase activity; translation elongation factor activity; GTP binding. The record is from RefSeq and is a predicted model, not a curated record.